UUUGCGACGAAAUAACGACGGCUGCAUAACAAGUCAAAACAUGCAAACAAGCUGCUGCUUGGAUGUGACAAUUUGGCACUUGGUGAACUCAGCUGCUACGGAAGCAGACAAGAAAUAGUGCGGACAGCAUGGAAUUCUACGCAAUAUAUCUGCCGUACAAGGAACCCGAACUGUCGAUAAAGAGUUACUACAAUGAUAAGGAGGAGGCACUCAAGGUGCUCAAAUCACACAAGGAGGCCCGGCUGAAGGCGUUCCGGACCAGCGAGGAGGCGGUGUACUUUUAUCUCAAUGGCCCAUCGGAUCCGGUUCCGUCGAGUGCUCCCAAAUCACCAAACCUUGCGCCGUCCAACAAAAUGAAGCUUGAGAAAACCCCUUUCAAAGCACCCAAAAGCCAGGAACUGGUCGCGUUUCGCAAAAACAUUGAAAAGAACGAGCUGGACACGGUGCGCAACAUCAUCCAGCUGAACCCCCGUUACCUGGUCAGCUCGGGCGAUAUGCCCACCAUCCUGAAGGAGGGCCCCCGAUACAACGCGUUGCAUGUGGCCGCUAUGGAGGGCAACGCCGAGAUGUGCAAACUGAUCGUGCAAACCAUCGACAAUCCGGCCUUCAUCGAGAAUCUGCACGGACAGCGGACACCCUCGACGGACGAGGUCAGUGCGAUUCUGCUGGAUCUGUAUCUCAACAUGCCGGACAAGUGCCGGAGCGAAACGCCGCUCCACUUUGCGGCCAAGUUUGGCUCGGUGGGCGUAGUGGAGGUGCUGAUUUCCUAUCCGCAGUGUAAGGUGACCAAGAACUCGGAUGGCCAUCUGCCGCAGGAUGUCAUCUGCAGCCGGGCGAAGAGCAAAAAUGACACACCGGAAAUUCGCCGAGCCAUCCGGGAUCUGCUGCUGGGGCGGUUCUUUGUGCCGGUGCUACGAGCAGUGGACAACAGCACCCCGCCGCAGGUGGGCGAACCGUUCACACUGUCCCAUCCACCAAAUCUGGAGGCGAGGGACAAGUUCAGCGCGAAGCUCGAAAUAAAGGCAUACGCCGGUCCGAUGGACAAGGAAAAAGCGCAGGUGUUCUGCAAGCGAUGGAAAACUCCACCCAGGCUGAUUCCCUCGCCGAAGUUUAUCUCCCCGGUGAAGGCGCUCAGCUCGAGCAAGAUUCCGGUGUCGAUUUCGGGGGGUGGCGGCGUAAUACCAGCGGGAGGAAUUGGAGAGUCGUUUAGUCCGCUGUCUUCGACUCCGAUAGUGAAGAAAGCGGGCAGGCGAUCGCUGUUCCCGAACAGAUCGUUCGAGCUGGAUCGGGAUGAGCAGGAGUGCGAUAAUUCGAUAAAUAACAACUUUGAGAUUGAGGCGGUCAAGGAGGACGUGGACCAGGAAGCGCUUGAAGAGAUGCGUCAGAUGGAUGAUAAAAAUGGGAAUAGUUUAGGGGGAAUCGUGCCAAUGAGGACCCGUGGAGGCAGUUUGGGGCUGGGGAUGAGUCCGGUUAAGAAGCCGAAGGAGAAUUUUUUGUACAGGAAGUACAGGGAACGCUUGCAGAACUCAUUCGCCACGAUUUACGACGACGAUGAUGACGAGAUCGAUGCACGGAACGAUGGGAAUGAUAUGGAUAAAUCGGUGGGGAAUGCCGAUGGCGGCAACUAUAGUUAUUUUUGCGACGAGAACAAUUCUAUUUACGAGGGAGCGAGCGUUAUCGAUUCACCUUCGUUCAAGGAACGUAAGCUGCGGUUAACCGACACGGAGAAGGGUCUGGAAAUAAUCGGAAGAAAUUUGGCGGAGAAUCACGAAGUUGGGUGGAGUGAAUAUUGGAACUUUCUGGGAACCUUCGCCGAUCUGAAGAGCAACGAUGGGUUGGCACAGUUCGAGAAUUAUCUGCGCAAGCGCCAGCAGGAGAAGGAUAUCGAUGAGCAGGAGGCGCUCCUCAAAGCUAUGCUAACCCCGUCAGGGCCGCCUGCAGCGGCGUUAGCCACCAAGAAGCAGAUAGAAGGUUCUGUUGCACCGAAAUCGAACGAUAGUCUCGGAUCGAUUUGUGCAGCCAUGGGCAAGAUGACGCUAUCCGAAGGCUCGCAGAUUUCCCCGCAUGUUCGCAAGCUGCCGGAGCCGAUUCGCUCGAAGAUCACCAAUCCGUAUCUUUGUCUGCACAAUUCGCUGCAGGUGUUUGCGAUGCGUUUCGUGAAGAAUCUGAACGAGAGCAGCACUUCGAUGACGAUGGAUUUCGCCGCUUUCUUCCAGCAGGCCGUGGUCGAUUGCGUGCGGAAGCUGAAUGGGAUGGUGGAUAACUAUCGGAAGGAUGCAGCGUUUGGGUCGAUCGAUUUCAGCAAAGUGCAUUCGCGUUACGCUCAGCUAAUUGUGAUCAACAUCGAGCUGCAAGAGGAGAGUGCCCAGGGAGUGAUUCAUCGCCUGAAGGUUCUGCUCGACAAAAGCCGUGAGGUGAACUCUGCCCGGAAGUACCCGGAUCUGCACGACAGUCUGAUAUGUUUGCAAAAUUUCCUCGACUUUUACAUUCACAAGAAAACCGAACUGAUGAGAGACGGCCAGGGAGAUGGCUGUCCGGCCGUACAGACUGAAACCGGCUGCAGCCGUAUCUGGAGGGAGGAUCCGCUGGUGCAUUGCUGCAACUGUCGGCUUGACGGGGCGGUGUACGCGAAAAAGGGAAGCAUGGAGCGGUUGAACAAACGCCGGGAACAGCGACAGAAAGCUGCCAGCGCUCAACUGCAACAGCAGCAAUCACCGGUGAACGAAGCAAACGAGCUAAUCAUUUCUAGUCUUGCAACGCACGAUAUCUUUACGCAGCGUCAUCAGUAUCGCAAUCUAGCGGUGGAUGACGAGCAGUCCGAUGAAGAUGCGGAUGAAUACUUCAGUUGCAGCGAUUCCGAACCGGACGCGGAUUCAGAUGAUGAUGAUCCGAACGUGAGCUACGAAACGCCCCCUUCAAGUCCGUCUUUCUUCUCCCGGUGGCAGGAAGAGUUCGAUUUAAGCUCAGUUUCCCAAAACGAGCAUGCGGAGGGUAGCGAUGAUAACUUUCUCGACAGCAAAGAUGAUCUGGACGACUUCGCCGCUGAUGAUGAUGAUGCUGAUGUUAGCGAGGAAAGUGAGGCCAAAAAAUAUCAGAACUUUAUCGAAGGUGACGUUCCAAGCAAGCAGGAUUUGGAUGUGUUGAAUGUGAUUGAGAAGCGAGCUAUAGAUCAGGUCCAGUUUCCACAUGUGUUCGAGUGGCGACAAGCCAUGCUCAAGCUCUCACUGGAUGAUAAGAAAAGCCUAACAACGGUUAAGCUAAAUCGUUCACGCUGGCGUGCCAUCGGCGGGGGUUUUACCGCCUUCAACGACUCUUGUGCAACAGCGGAUCACGAGAUCAGUACGGCGUCGAUUUGCGACACUCGGUUUGAAGAGACGCCCCUUCGGGGCCCGACAUCUGUGUCGAAAUUGUUCAAGUACCUUCGCGGAAACGGUGCCACCAGUGGGGGGAACGAUAGUCUGGCAUCGCUAGACGCGCGUCUCAAUCUGAUGAACAUCUCCGACUAUAACAGCAAUAUCCAGCAGCGGGUAGCACCUGCCCCGUCUUCGUAGUUGUCUUCUCAGGGAGGGUAUCAUGCUUCGCCUUCCUGAGAGUUGUAUAUUGAGAUCUUUGUUCUUUUUUUAAACUUACCUUUUGUUAUCACUUCUUCUCGUUCGAGUCAUUUUAUAUAACCGAUACUGUUUUGUUUGCGAAUGAUCAAGCAAGAUGAACUAUUUUUUUACGUGAUGAAACAAAAGAAAACGCAAACUUUGCUUUAGAAACAUAAUUUGAUAGUUAGAUUACAAGGAAACCUGCCAAAAGAGAGAGAGAGAGACGAAACACAACAAUAAAAUACAUAACAAUACACACUCUCGAACACAAAAUGUUCCAAGAACUGUCAUGCCAUGUGAAAUAGACAAAAUUCCAAACACCUUCCCCAUAUGUUGUUGGGUGGCUCAUGGUAAUAUUACACGUGUGAUCGAGGGCCGCGUGAGGUCCGGUAGUAUCCAUUCGUACAUAUACAUAUAUAUUUGAUAUCGAUUCCAGACAAAAACGAGAUAAAUACAAAGCUGCAAAGCAAUCAUCCGUUAAA
Molecule: messenger RNA, 4072 nt
Organism: Toxorhynchites rutilus septentrionalis
Lineage: Eukaryota; Metazoa; Arthropoda; Insecta; Diptera; Culicidae
Gene: Ankle2
Product: ankyrin repeat and LEM domain-containing protein 2 homolog
Exons: 7
Coding region: 129-3551 (1140 amino acids)
Biological process (GO): negative regulation of phosphorylation
Cellular component (GO): endoplasmic reticulum
Molecular function (GO): protein phosphatase 2A binding
Source: RefSeq, a predicted model, not a curated record